AUGGCUGAAGUCGGGGAGGACACGGGCGCCCGGGCCCUGCUGGCACUGCGCUCGGCGCCCUGCAGCCCGGUGCUGUGCGCCGCGGCCGCUGCGGCUGCCGCUUUCCCCGCGGCCUCGGUGCGGCAGAGCCCUGGGCCGGCCCUGGCCCGGCUGGAGGGCCGCGAGUUCGAGUUCCUCAUGCGGCAGCCUGCCGUCACCAUCGGCCGCAACUCAUCGCAGGGUUCCGUGGACCUCAACAUGGGCCAUUCGAGCUUCAUCUCUCGCCGCCACCUGCAGCUCAGCUUCCAGGAGCCGCACUUCUACCUGCGUUGCCUCGGCAAGAACGGCGUCUUCGUGGACGGGGCCUUCCAGCGCAGGGGCGCCCCGGCCCUGCAGCUCCCCAAGCAAUGUACCUUUCGAUUUCCUAGUACGGUUAUAAAGAUCCAGUUCACAUCUCUGUACCAUAAAGAAGAAGCUCCACCAUCUCCCCUUCGACCUCUUUACCCUCAAAUUUCCCCUCUGAAGAUCCACAUUCCGGAGCCGGAUCUCCGGAGCCUAGUCAGUCCCAUUCCUUCUCCUACUGGCACUAUCAGUGUUCCAAACUCCUGUCCAGCUAGUCCUCGUGGUGCUGGAUCCUCAGGAUAUCGUUUUGUUCAGAAUGUCACUUCGGACCUGCAGCUGGCUGCAGAAUUUGCAGCAAAGGCAGCUUCAGAGCAGCAGGCAGACACAUCUGGAGGGGACAGCCCAAAGGAUGAAUCAAAACCACCAUACUCUUAUGCUCAGCUAAUAGUUCAGGCUAUAUCCUCAGCCCAAGACAGACAGUUAACACUAAGUGGGAUCUAUGCCCAUAUCACCAAGCAUUACCCUUACUACAGGACUGCUGACAAGGGCUGGCAGAAUUCUAUUCGACACAAUCUCUCUUUGAACCGUUACUUUAUUAAAGUUCCACGUUCUCAGGAGGAGCCUGGAAAAGGCUCCUUUUGGCGAAUUGACCCAGCAUCAGAAGCCAAGCUAGUAGAACAGGCAUUCCGGAAACGGAGACAGAGAGGAGUUUCUUGUUUUCGAACCCCUUUUGGGCCUUUAUCAUCAAGGAGUGCUCCUGCUUCACCUACUCAUCCGGGGCUAAUGUCACCUCAUUCUAGUGGCCUACAAACCCCAGAGUGCCUGUCUCGGGAGGGCUCACCCAUUCCACAUGACCAUGAUUUUGGGUCAAAAUUAGCCUCUGUUCCAGAGUAUCGGUAUUCACAAAGUGCACCUGGGUCUCCUGUUAGUGCUCAGCCAGUGAUAAUGGCCGUUCCUCCCCGACCGUCAAAUCUCGUGGCCAAACCGGUUGCUUACAUGCCAGCUUCAAUAGUGACUUCACAGCAGCCUUCUGGUCAUGCAAUUCAUGUUGUGCAGCAAGCUCCCACUGUUACCAUGGUCAGGGUUGUGACCACAUCUGCUAAUUCAGCUAAUGGAUACAUACUCACCAGUCAGGGCACAGCAGGAAAUAGCCAUGAAGCAGCGGGUACAGUUUUGGACUUGGGCAGUGAACCAAGAGCUUUGGAAGAUAAACCUACAAUUGCAUUCGCGACAAUUCCAACUGCCAGUCGAGUCAUCCAGACGGUUGCCAGUCAGAUGGCUCAGGGAGUUCCAGGACAAACAGUUACGAUACUUCAGCCAGCAACACCAGUGACUAUUGGGCAGCACCAGCUCCCAGUUAGGGCAGUGACACAAAAUGGAAAGCAUGCUGUUCCUACCAAUAACAUCACUGGCAAUACUUAUGCCCUUACAAAUCCACUGCAACUUCUCGCAGCCCAGGCUAGCUCCUCCACUCCUGUCGUGGUUACACGAGUGUGUGAAGUGGGCUCUGAAGACCCUGCAACCUCCUCAGGGGAGCCAGAUGUCAAAAGACCUCGGUUGGAGGAACCCAGUGGAACUGUUGUGGCACAGGCAGGAGUGAUAACAUCUACAACCCCACAAGGGCAAGGAACCGGUGAAUGAAGUACCUGGGAAAGGAGCUGGAAUAUAGGUGGAGCAGAAGGUGCAUCAAAAGGAAUGGUAGAACAGAAGCAUAACUACCUAAACAGCCACUUUAUCUUUACAUGAGAUAGGAAAGACAGCUCCACAGCUCAUCAGAUCUCGAGGUGCCAAACAGAUUGGGAAAAGCUUCCAUCUACCUGUACCUGGAAUUCAGCUCAGCCUUUACUUUUGUUUUUCUCUUCCAUACCUUUUAGUUAAAAAAAAAAAAACAAAAACAAAAACAAAAAACAAAAAACAAAAAACCCACAUAAACAAAUACAGACAACUGAUUGUAUGACUGCUGGGAAUUUUUUUUUUUUUUCAGCACCUCCUGUCCUUCCCCAGCCUUUUUCUUCAAGAGGCUGGGGAAGAGAUUGCAGUUCAGUAUCUCAAGGAAUGUAUCACAAA
Molecule: messenger RNA, 2388 nt
Organism: Gracilinanus agilis (Agile Gracile Mouse Opossum)
Lineage: Eukaryota; Metazoa; Chordata; Mammalia; Didelphimorphia; Didelphidae
Gene: FOXK1
Product: forkhead box K1
Exons: 10
Coding region: 1-1962 (653 amino acids)
Biological process (GO): regulation of transcription by RNA polymerase II
Molecular function (GO): protein binding; RNA polymerase II cis-regulatory region sequence-specific DNA binding; DNA-binding transcription factor activity, RNA polymerase II-specific
Source: RefSeq, a predicted model, not a curated record